Molecule: messenger RNA, 826 nt
Organism: Bursaphelenchus xylophilus (pine wood nematode)
Lineage: Eukaryota; Metazoa; Nematoda; Chromadorea; Rhabditida; Aphelenchoididae
Source: the annotation of a GenBank genome assembly
AUGGCUUCCAUGCGUAUGAUCAUCGUCCUGGCCCUCGCCGCCCUCUCUGUUCACGCUCGACACCACCAUGGACAUGGACACCAGCAGGAGCCCGAAGUUAUCGAGGUCAUUGAAGUUGAUGAGGUUGACGAGAUCAUCAUAUUCGAAUCCGGAAAUGGUACAUUCGAAGGAAGUGGAUUCGGGUCUGGAAAUGGCUCUGGAAUUGAAGGGUCCGGCAAUGGUUCCGCCACGGCAUCUGGGAGCGGUUCUGGAUCAGGAGAUGAAUCUGGAAGCGGGUCCGGAUCAGGCAGCGGAAGUAAGUUCAUAUUGUUUUCGGCAGUUGAGACAGUUUGCUUUGGACUGGUAGGGAAAUCAACGUUUUUGGACUGUCUAGAGGUUAUUUAGAGACGAGAUGUGUCGGUUUUAUCAAUUGUUCUUUUCAGGUGCACCCGUUUGGUUUGAUGGAACUCAGACCGAAGACGACAGUCCCUUCUUCCGUGCUCUGAAUGAUACCGAGGAAUCCAACUGCACCGCCCUCGCUAAAUGCACCUCAGACGCCGAAUGUGGAUCUGGAAAGUGUAUUGGCGCCUUCGUUGGAACCUGUGAAUGCUCCAAGUGCCUGAACUUCAUCUUCUGCAAGGACGACGACGCCUGUGGAGGUCUCCAAGGCGCUUGCCAGAACACCACCAGCACCUGCUCGUGCCUCAAGGGAUACCAGCAAGCCGGAUUCAAGACCCAAUUCCAAGCCAACCAAGAAUUCUGCAACAAGAAGACCUGCACCGUCGACUCUGCCGACAAGGAUUGUUUCGGUUUCCCAUGCCACACUGGAAUCUGCUCAUGCGCUUAG